AUGGAGCAACUCGUCGACGCCGGCAAAACACGAGCAAUCGGUGUCUCAAACUUCAGCAUCCCGCAGCUCGAGAGGCUCUUGUCCUUCGCCCGAAUCAAGCCUGCGUGUAAUCAGGUCGAGGCACACCCUUGGUUUCCCCAGAACGAGAUGCUCGACUUCUGCAAGCGCAACGGCAUCGUAUUCGUGGCCUACUCUCCGCUGGGAACGCAGCCAGGAGGUAUGCACGAGAUCAAAGCGCGGUUGAUGGAUGACGAGGACGUCGUGGCGGUCGCUGAAAAGAACGGGGUCGAUCCUGCUCAGGUUCUGAUUGCGUGGGCUCUCCAACGGGGCACGGUCGCGAUUCCAAAGUCCUCGACUCCCAGCCGCAUACAGUCGAACUUCAAUGUCCCGGAAUUAUCUCACGAAGACUUCCAGCUGAUUGACGAGAUCAUCGUCCGAGAUCCGAGCAAGAGGAAUCGAUUUGUGAAUUUCGACCCUAUUUGGGGGACAUCACAGUUUGACUACGACCCUUGA
Molecule: messenger RNA, 513 nt
Organism: Cladophialophora immunda
Lineage: Eukaryota; Fungi; Ascomycota; Eurotiomycetes; Chaetothyriales; Herpotrichiellaceae
Exons: 3
Coding region: 1-513 (170 amino acids)
Cellular component (GO): cytosol
Molecular function (GO): aldose reductase (NADPH) activity
Source: RefSeq, a predicted model, not a curated record